AUAAAAACGAACUGAAUAUGCUGGGCCGUCUAAUGGUGACCAUGCUGAAAUCAUUAAAAUUGAUAACGUGGCAAGAAAAGCCCGACGAAAUAAAAUUUCCUGAAUAAUAUGAGUAUUGAAGAAGCGGAAGAAAUAAGUCUACCUGAAGAAGAGGAAGAGACUAUUAAUAUUGGCCUUUACAUUGGUGGCCGUAAUUCGAAAGGAGAGCGUGAUGGACGCGGUUGGGCAAUAUUACCGAAUGGUGAUCAAUACGAUGGGCAGUACCGCCACGGCCGAAGACAUGGCAUGGGUUUGUAUGUUUUUAAGGCCGGCCCACGUUAUUAUGGCCAAUAUCGCUGUGGCCGCCGUUCAGGUCGCGGAUUAUUUGUUUAUCCCGAUGGCAGUGUCUAUGAGGGUAUGUGGCGCAAGAAUGUGAAACAUGGUAAGGGUCGUUACACGUACUCUAAUGGAGAUACAUACUGCGGCAGCUGGUACCGCGGUCAACGCCAUGGUGUAGGCGUCUACACAAGGGGUCUGCUGCUGGCAUCUCCAGACUGUGGACCGCUGCAAUUUAAAGGAACUUGGCGUAAUGGUGUACGGGUAGGCCCUUUUACAUUUACAUUCGGUAUAGAAGAAAAAUCGACUAGUCUCCAUGGCAUUUGGGAUAAUCUUUUCCCACAAGGACCAGCAGUUUUCAGUUUUGAUAAUUAUUAUUUGCUUAUGGGUUAUUUUCAAUCACCGGGACGGGCGAUGCAAGCGAAUCGUAAAGUAGGAGUGGAAGCUGAUGACAUGGAAGAAAAUGAGCAAGAAGAAAACGAUCGUGAGCAAGAUGUUUGGAUCGACGAACCUUCACUAUGGUACGCUCAGGAUAUUUGCUUAUAUGACUAUUCCUUACUUCCGCAAGAGCCAGUACCGUUACCAUUAUCCGAUUCCGAGAUAUCGGUAUGCUCUCUUGUCACUGCUCCUAGUGAAGUAGGCAUAGAGAAAAGUAUAUCAUAUGUGCCAGAAGGCGAAGGCGAAGAGUUUGAACAAGAGGAAGGUAUAUGCGAACAUGAAUAUAGUCUUACUGAAUGUGAGAGCUCAAGCCAGAUAUGCCCUGUUAAAGAUCCUUGUGCUAUUGAGAUAACCAAUCAGAUGAAAUGCUAAAAGGAAUCACACUGAGCUACUUUUUAUUUUUUAUUAAACAUUUUUAAUAUUAAACGAACCUUCAUCAAUUUAUAUUCACACGUUUUUGGAUUUAUCUUAAAUUGAAGUCAUUCUCGGCAAAUAUGAUACAGGUUUAGAGUAUCCUCAAUAAAUAUUACAAGUAUAUUCAAUAUAUCCAAUAUAUGAAGUCUUUUUGCAAUCUUCUUACUUCAUUGGAUUCAUGUAGUGCAACUAUUUACAUGAUUAUUCAGCCGCAUAAAGUCUUGGAAAAAUGUGUUGUCGAAAGUGCGAAAAUGUGGAUUUUUGGUGAAUGGAAAAUCUAGGUCCAAAUGUGCCCCAUGCUUUUAUUUAUUGUCGUAAAGAAGUGUUGAAGAUAAAAUUUAUCUUUCACUUUUUAUUUCGUUGAAACGUAUUGUUCAGGUGAAGUUGUCAAUUCACCAUUAACAUUCUACUCCCCUACCGCUUUAAUUUGAAGGCAUUUUUAAGAAAAAUAUUUCUACCAUGUCGUGACGGUCACCAUAAUUAAUUUAGACUUAACGUCCUCAGCUUAUCGCAUUUUACUCUCAGAGUCCUUUUAUUUAAUACCCAUAUCGCUGAUGUCCGUCAUAUUCAUUUUAAAAUUAACCCAUUUUUAGGCAGCUAAUAUAUCGUUAUUUGAUGAAUGUAUGUCUUGUUUACCUUAUAAUUAAAAAAAAAAAGACCUCAAAAAGGUGAAAAAAAUAAAAUUGAAUCACUUGUAACUUUGUUUGGGCAUGGCCGAUUUUUUCCAAUUUUUUGCAUAAAUAGUAGAGAUUUUCGUUAGGUAAAUGUGGCAAAUGUCAGCCUUCUAUAUUUUAUAUUAUAAUUUGCGAGUAAAGAGCCGCAACACACAAAUUUUUGUUCAGAAAAAUGGAGUUGCGUUCACUUUACGUUUCAAUGCGGGCUCGUGUUGUGGCCCAUUUUCAACAUUAUUGCGUGCAAGAUUCAAGUCAAUAUCUUCAAUUUUACGACCAGGAGAAUGUCCACGCAUGUACACAGAAGGACAGACACGUCUUAACCAAUUCAGAAUUUCAUUUUGACCAAGAAUAUAUCCACGGUAUAGCGAGUAGAAUGAAUGAAAUCUCGAUAAUCUUUAUAAUAGAUUCAAUUUUUGUGCACAUGUUGUACAAUGUACUUGAAAAUGCGUGCCGUAGUUUCUGUUGUGCGAGUAACGAGCAAAAAAA
Messenger RNA from Glossina fuscipes, 2327 nucleotides. RefSeq names its product radial spoke head 1 homolog (gene Rsph1). The coding region runs from base 109 to 1125 and encodes 338 amino acids. Gene Ontology annotation, cellular component: cytosol. The transcript is spliced from 4 exons. NCBI's taxonomy places the organism in Eukaryota, Metazoa, Arthropoda, Insecta, Diptera, Glossinidae. The record is from RefSeq and is a predicted model, not a curated record.